Messenger RNA from Closterium sp. NIES-65, 10803 nucleotides. NCBI's taxonomy places the organism in Eukaryota, Viridiplantae, Streptophyta, Zygnematophyceae, Desmidiales, Closteriaceae. The record is from the annotation of a GenBank genome assembly.
AUGGGGGGAGCACAUGGGGUGGGGGGAGCACAUGGGGUGGGGGGAGCACAUGGGGUGGGGGGAGCACAUGGGGUGGGGGGAGCACAUGGGGUGGGGGGAGCACAUGGGGUGGGUGGAGCACAUGGGGUGGGUGGAGCACAUGGGGUGGGUGGAGCACAUGGGGUGGGUGGAGCACAUGGGGUGGGUGGAGCACAUGGGAUGGGGGGAGCACAUGGAGUGGGGGGAGCACAUGGGGUGGAUGGAGCACAUGGGGUGGGGGGAGCACAUGGGGUGGGGGGAGCACAUGGGGUGGGUGGAGCACAUGGGGUGGGGGGAGCACAUGGGGUGGUUGCAGCACAUGGGGUGGGGGGAGCACAUGGGGUGGGGGGAGCACAUGGGGUGGGGGGAGCACAUGGGGUGGGGGGGAGCACAUGGGGUGGGGGGAGCACAUGGGGUGGGGGGAGCACAUGGGGUGGAUGGAGCACAUGGGGUGGGGGGAGCACAUGGGGUGGGGGGAGCACAUGGGUGGGGGAAGCACAUGGGGUGGGGGCAGCACAUGGGGUGGGGGGAGCACAUGGGGUGGGGGGAGCACAUGGGGUGGGGGGAGCACAUGGGGUGGGGGGAGCACAUGGGGUGGGGGGAGCACAUGGGGUGGGGGGAGCACAUGGGGUGGGGGGAGCACAUGGGGUGGGGGGAGCACAUGGGGUGGGGGGAGCACAUGGGGUGGGGGGAGCACAUGGGGUGGGGGGAGAACAUGGGGUGGGGGGAGCACAUGGGGUGGGGGGAGCACAUGGGGUGGGGGGAGCACAUGGUGUGGGGGGAGCACAUGGGGUGGGGGGAGCACAUGGGGUGGGGGGAGCACAUGGGGUGGGGGGAGCACAUGGGGUGGGGGGAGCACAUGGGGUGGGGGGAGCACAUGGGGUGGAUGGAGCACAUGGGGUGGGGGGAGCACAUGGGGUGGGGGGAGCACAUGGGGUGGGGGGAGCACAUGGGGUGGGGGGAGCACAUGGGGUGGGGGGAGCACAUGGGGUGGGGGAGCACAUGGGGUGGGUGGAGCACAUGGGGUGGGUGGAGCACAUGGGGUGGGUGGAGCACAUGGGAUGGGGGGAGCACAUGGAGUGGGGGGAUCACAUGGGGUGGAUGGAGCACAUGGGGUGGGGGGAGCACAUGGGGUGGGUGGAGCACGUGGGGUGGGUGGAGCACACGGGGUGGGGGGAGCACACGGGGUGGGGGGAGCACAUGGGGUGGGGGGAGCACAUGGCGUGGGGGGAGCACAUGGGGUGGGGGGAGCACAUGGGGUGGGGGGGAGCACAUGGGUGGGGGGAGCACAUGGGGUGGGGGGAGAACAUGGGUGGGGGGAGCACAUGGGUGGGGGGAGCACAUGGGGUGGGGGGAGCACAUGGGGUGGGGGGAGCACAUGGGGUGGGGGGAGCACAUGGGGUGGGGGGAGCACAUGGGGUGGGGGGAGCACAUGGGGUGGGGGGAGCACAUGGGUUGGGAGGAGCACAUGGGGUGGGGGGAGCACAUGGGGUGGGGGGAGCACAUGGGGUGGGGGGAGCACAUGGGGUGGGGGGAGCACAUGGGGUGGGGGGAGAACAUGGGUGGGGGGAGCACAUGGGGUGGGGGGAGAACAUGGGUGGGGGGAGCACAUGGGUGGGGGGAGCACAUGGGGUGGGGGGAGCACAUGGGGUGGGGGGAGCACAUGGGGUGGGGGGAGCACAUGGGGUGGGGGAGCACAUGGGGUGGGGGGAGCACAUGGGGUGGGGGGAGCACAUGGGGUGGGGGGAGCACAUGGGGUGGGGGGAGCACAUGGGGUGGGGGGAGCACAUGGGGUGGAUGGAGCACAUGGGGUGGGGGGAGCACAUGGGGUGGGGGGAGCACAUGGGGUGGGGGGAGCACAUGGGGUGGGGGGAGCACAUGGGGUGGGGGGAGCACAUGGGGUGGGGGGAAGCACAUGGGGUGGGGGGAGCACAUGGGGUGGAUGGAGCACAUGGGGUGGGGGGAGCACAUGGGGUGGGUGGAGCACAUGGGGUGGGGGGAGCACAUGGGGUCGGGAGAGCACAUGGGGUGGGGGGAGCACAUGGCGUGGGGGGAGCACAUGGGGUGGGGGGAGCACAUGGGGUGGGGGGAGCACAUGGGGUGGGGGGUGCACAUGGGGUGGGGGGAGCACAUGGGGUGGGGGGAGCACAUGGGGUGCGGGGAGCACAUGGGAUAGGGGGAGCACAUGGGGUGGGGGGAGCACAUGGGGUGGGGGGAGCACAUGGGGUGGGAGGAGCACAUGGGGUGGGGGGAGCACAUGGGGUGGGGGGAGCACAUGGGGUGGGGGGAGCACAUGGGGUGGGGGGAGCACAUGGGGUGGGUGGAGCACAUGGGGUGGGUGGAGCACAUGGGGUGGGUGGAGCACAUGGGGUGGGUGGAGCACAUGGGGUGGGUGGAGCACAUGGGAUGGGGGGAGCACAUGGAGUGGGGGGAGCACAUGGGGUGGAUGGAGCACAUGGGGUGGGGGGAGCACAUGGGGUGGGUGGAGCACGUGGGGUGGGUGGAGCACACGGGGUGGGGGGAGCACACGGGGUGGGGGGAGCACAUGGGGUGGGGGGAGCACAUGGCGUGGGGGGAGCACAUGGGGUGGGGGGAGCACAUGGGGUGGGGGGAGCACAUGGGGUGGGGGUAGCACAUGGGAUGGGGGGAGCACAUGGGGUGGGGGGAGCACAUGGGGUGGGGGGAGCACAUGGGGUGGGGGAAGCACAUGGGGUGGGGGGAGCACAUGGGGUGGGGGGAGCACAUGGGGUGGGGGGACCACAUGGGGUGGAUGGAGCACAUGGGGUGGGGGGAGGGGUGGGGGAAGCACAUGGGGUGGGGGGAGCACAUGGGGUGGGGGGAGCACAUGGGGUGGGUGGAGCACAUGGGGUGGGGGGAGCACAUGGGGUGGGGGGAGCACAUGGGGUGGGGGGAGCACAUGGGGUGGGGGGAGCACAUGGGGUGGAUGGAGCACAUGGGGUAGGGGGAGCACAUGGGGUGGGGGGAGCACAUGGGGUGGGGGGAGCACAUGGGUUGGGUGGAGCACAAGGGGUGGGUGGAGCACAUGGGGUGGGUGGAGCACAUGGGGUGGGUGGAGCACAUGGGGUGGGUGGAGCACAUGGGGUGGGUGAAGCACAUGGGGUGGGGGGAGCACAUGGGGUGGGUGGAGCACAUGGGGUGGGUGGAGCACAUGGGGUGGGUGGACCACAUGGGGUGGGGGGAGCACAUGGGGUGGGUGGAGCACAUGGGGUGGGGGGAGCACAUGGGGUGGGUGGACCACAUGGGGUGGGGGAAGCACAUGGGGUGGGUGGAGCACAUGGGGUGGGUGGAGCACAUGGGGUGGGGGGAGCACAUGGGGUGGGGGGAGCACAUGGGGUGGGGGGAGCACAUGGGGUGGGGGGAGCACAUGGGGUGGGUGGAGCACAUGGGUUGGGUGGAGCACAUGAGGUGGGGGGAGCACAUGGGGUGGGUGGAGCACAUGGGGUGGGUGGAGCACAUGGGGUGGGUGGAGCACAUGGGGUGGGUGGAGCACAUGGGGUGGGUGGAGCACAUGGGGUGGGUGGAGCACAUGGGGUGGGGGGAGCACAUGGGGUGGGGGGAGCACAUGGGGUGGGGGGAGCACAUGGGGUGGGGGGAGCACAUGGGGUGGGGGGAGCACAUGGGGUGGGGGGAGCACAUGGGGUGGGUGGAGCACAUGGGGUGGGUGGAGCACAUGGGGUGGGGGGAGCACAUGGGGUGGGUGGAGCACAUGGGGUGGGUGGAGCACACGGGGUGGGGGGAGCACAUGGGGUGGGUGGAGCACAUGGGGUGGGUGGAGCACAUGGGGUGGGGGGAGCACAUCGGGUGGGGGGAGCACAUGGGGUGGGUGGAGCACAUGGGGUGGGGGGGAGCACAUGGGGUGGGGGGAGCACAUGGGGUGGGGGGAGCACAUGGGGUGGGUGGAGCACAUGGGGUGGGUGGAGCACAUGGGGUGGGGGGAGCACAUGGGGUGGGUGGAGCACAUGGGGUGGGUGGACCACAUGGGGUGGGUGGAGCACAUGGGGUGGGUGGAGCACAUGGGGUGGGUGGAGUACAUGGGGUGGGUGGAGCACAUGGGGUGGGGGGAGCACAUGGGGUGGGGGGAGCACAUGGGGUGGGGGGAGCACAUGGGGUGGGGGGAGCACAUGGGGUGGGGGGAGCACAUGGGGUGGGGGGAGCACAUGGGGUGGGGGGAGCACAUGGGGUGGGGGGAGCACAUGGGGUGGGGGGAGCACAUGGGGUGGAUGGAGCACAUGGGGUGGGGGGAGCACAUGGGGUGGGGGGAGCACAUGGGGUGGGGGAGCACAUGGGGUGGGGGGAGCACAUGGGGUGGGGGGAGCACAUGGGGUGGGGGGAGCACAUGGGGUGGGUGGAGCACAUGGGGUGGGUGGAGCACAUGGGGUGGGGGGAGCACAUGGGGUGGGGGGAGCACAUGGGGUGGGGGGAGCACAUGGGGUGGGGGGAGCACAUGGGGUGGAUGGAGCACAUGGGGUGGGGGGAGCACAUGGGGUGGGGGGAGCACAUGGGGUGGGGGGAGCACAUGGGGUGGGGGGAGCACAUGGGGUGCGGGGAGCACAUGGGGUAGGGGGAGCACAUGGGGUGGGGGGAGCACAUGGGGUGGGGGGAGCACAUGGGGUGGGGGGAGCACAUGGGGUGGGGGGAGCACAUGAGGUGGGGGGAGCACAUGGGGUGGGGGGAGCACAUGGGGUGGGGGGAGCACAUGGGGUGGGGGGACCACAUGGGGUGGGUGGAGCACAUGGGGUGGGUGGAGCACAUGGGGUGGGUGGAGCACAUGGGGUGGGUGGAGCACAUGGGGUGGGUGGAGCACAUGGGAUGGGGGGAGCACAUGGAGUGGGGGGAGCACAUGGGGUGGAUGGAGCACAUGGGGUGGGGGGAGCACAUGGGGUGGGUGGAGCACGUGGGGUGGGUGGAGCACACGGGGUGGGGGGAGCACACGGGGUGGGGGGAGCACAUGGGGUGGGGGGAGCACAUGGCGUGGGGGGAGCACAUGGGGUGGGGGGAGCACAUGGGGUGGGGGGAGCACAUGGGGUGGGGGGAGCACAUGGGAUGGGGGGAGCACAUGGGGUGGGGGGAGCACAUGGGGUGGGGGGAGCACAUGGGGUGGGGGAAGCACAUGGGCACAUGGGGGUGGGGGGAGGGGUGGGGGAAGCACAUGGGGUGGGGGGAGCACAUGGGGUGGGGGGAGCACAUGGGGUGGGGGGAGCACAUGGGGUGGGGGGAGCACAUGGGGUGGGGGGAGCACAUGGGGUGGGGGGAGCACAAGGGGUGGGUGGAGCACAUGGGGUGGGGGGAGCACAUGGGGUGGGUGGAGCACAUGGGGUGGGGGGAGCACAUGGGGUGGGGGGAGCACAUGGGGUGGGGGGAGCACAUGGGGUGGGUGGAGCACAUGGGGUGGGGGGAGCAUAUGGGUUGGGGGGAGCACAUGGGGUGGGGGGAGCACAUGGGGUGGAUGGAGCACAUGGGGUGGGGGGAGCACAUGGGGUGGGUGGAGCACAUGGGGUGGGGGGAGCACAUGGGGUCGGGGGAGCACAUGGGGUGGGGGGAGCACAUGGGGUGGGGGGAGCACAUGGGGUGGGGGGAGCACAUGGGGUGGGGGGAGCACAUGGGGUGGGGGGAGCACAUGGGGUGGGGGGAGCACAUGGGGUGGGGGGAGCACAUGGGGUGGGUGGAGCACAUGGGGUGGGUGGAGCACACGGGGUGGGGGGAGCACACGGGGUGGGGGGAGCACAUGGGGUGGGGGGAGCACAUGGCGUGGGGGGAGCACAUGGGGUGGGGGGAGCACAUGGGGUGGGGGGAGCACAUGGGUGGGGGGAGCACAUGGGGUGGGGGGAGAACAUGGGUGGGGGGAGCACAUGGGGUGGGGGGAGCACAUGGGGUGGGGGGAGCACAUGGGGUGGGGGGAGCACAUGGGGUGGGGGGAGCACAUGGGGUGGGGGGAGCACAUGGGGUGGGGGGAGCACAUGGGGUGGGGGGAGCACAUGGGGUGGGAGGAGCACAUGGGGUGGGGGGAGCACAUGGGGUGGGGGGAGCACAUGGGGUGGGGGGAGCACAUGGGGUGGGGGAGCACAUGGGGUGGGGGGAGCACAUGGGGUGGGUGGAGCACAUGGGGUGGGGGGAGCACAUGGGGUGGGUGGAGCACAUGGGGUGGGUGGAGCACAUGGGGUGGGGGGAGCACAUGGGGUGGGUGGAGCACAUGGGGUGGGUGGAGCACAUGGGGUGGGUGGAGCACAUGGGGUGGGGGGAGCACAUGGGGUGGGGGGAGCACAUGGGGUGGGGGGAGCACCAGGGGUGGGGGGAGCACAUGGGGUGGGGGGAGCACAUGGGGUGGGGGGAGCACAUGGGGUGGGGGAGCACAUGGGGUGGAUGGAGCACAUGGGGUGGGGGGAGCACAUGGGGUGGGGGGAGCACAUGGGGUGGAUGGAGCACAUGGGGUGGGGGGAGCACAUGGGCACAUGGGGGUGGGGGGAGCACAUGGGGUGGGGGGAGCACAUGGGGUGGGGGGAGCACAUGGGGUGGGGGGAGCACAUGGGGUGGGGGGAGCACAUGGGGUGGGGGGAGCACAUGGGGUGGGGGGAGCACAUGGGGUGGGGGGAGCACAUGGGGUGGGGGGAGCACAUGGGGUGGAUGGGAGCACAUGGGGUGGGGGGAGCACAUGGGGUGGGGGGAGCACAUGGGGUGGGGGGAGCACAUGGGGUGGGGGGAGCACAUGGGGUGGGGGAAGCACAUGGGGUGGGGGAAGCACAUGGGUGGGGAGCACAUGGGGUGGAUGGAGCACAUGGGGUGGGGGGAGCACAUGGGGUGGGUGGAGCACAUGGGGUGGGGGGAGCACAUGGGGUCGGGGGAGCACAUGGGGUGGGGGGAGCACAUGGCGUGGGGGGAGCACAUGGGGUGGGGGGAGCACAUGGGGUGGGGGGAGCACAUGGGGUGGGGGGAGCACAUGGGGUGGGGGGAGCACAUGGGGUGGGGGGAGCACAUGGGGUGCGGGGAGCACAUGGGGUAGGGGGAGCACAUGGGGUGGGGGGAGCACAUGGGGUGGGGGGAGCACAUGGGGUGGGGGGAGCACAUGGGGUGGGGGGAGCACAUGGGGUGGGUGGAGCACGUGGGGUGGGUGGAGCACACGGGGUGGGGGGAGCACAUGGGGUGGGGGGAGCACAUGGGUUGGGUGGAGCACAUCUAACCACCAUGGCUUCCACUCCUACAGCAACCACUUCUCGUACGCCACCCUCAGAGUCUCCUGGUAGUUCCGCUGGUGGGACCUCUUCUAGUACGUCUUUGGUCUGCAUGGACAGCAAGCACGCAGUCUACCGUCACUUCAAGGUGCCGGCCAAUAGCGUUGGCGAGAACGGCACCAAGGUGUGUGCCUACUGCAACUUCACGUUUGUUGGCGGGGUUCACCGUUGCGCGCAGCAUAUCACCUGCUGGAACGGCAUGCGCCGUCGCGAAGUGCAUCUCUGCACUGCAGCGCCGAAGACUGCACGUGACGCCGUGAAGGCGCUUUACGAGUCCAAGUUGAAGGCCCGUGAAGCGAAGCGUGCGGCUGAAAUUGCGGCGGUCGGCGCAGUCAACGGCAGAGGUUCGGACAAGAAGAAGAGUCGGAUGUCCGACUUCUACGGCGACGACGCCGCGUGCGCGAACCAAGCUGCGGACGAGGCCAUAAGCCUCUUCUUUGCCGCUCUUCAUGUGCCGGAGCAUCACGCGGACCACCCACUGUGGCGGAAUGUGGUCUCCAGCAUCCAGCGCGCGGGGCCGAAUUACGUCGCGCCGAAGAGACGCUACAUCGGUGGCGCCGGUCUUGCAAAGUGUCGCCAGCGCAUUGAGGCGGCGCUCGCUCCUAUCUCAGCAAGCUGGCGCCGUGACGGUGUCACCGUGGCAAGCGACAUGUUCUCCGACAAGGCCGGCCGCCCGCAAGCCAACGUGCUCCUCAUCAACGAUAGCGGUGCGGUGUUUGUGGAGUCGAUCGACACGAAGAUGGAGAUGAAGACCGGGGGCUACAUCGCGGGCAUCUUGCGGCCCAUCAUCGAAAAGGUCGGCCCCGAGAAUGUCGUCGCCUUGUGUUUUGACGGCGGCUCCAACUACGCGGCGGCAUGCAGGGUGUUGAUGCGCGAGUAUCCCCACAUUGAACACAUCCCUUGCGCGACCCAUGUCCUCGAUCUCCUGAUGGAGGACAUCGGGAAAAAGGGAUGGGCGAAGGACAUCGUCACGCGCGGGGACACCCUCAUCUCGUUCGUCCGCAACCAUCACUUCACCCGGGGAUACAUGCGGAGUCCGCUCGUGAACGGCGGCAAGGGGAAACAGGUUCUCAAGCCCGCGGGAACCCGAUUCGGCACCAACUACAUCGCCAUCAACCGCCUCUGUGAAGUGCGCGCCGGCCUGACGCAGAUGGUCCUCAGCGAUGAGUGGGCCGAGUGGACUGCGGCUGUAGACAGGGCUGGGGCAGACACAUUCAAAGACAACAUCCUCGAUGCCGCGUGGUGGACGCGCGCCGAGUUCUUCGCUAAGCUGAUGAGGCUGCCAUUCGUCGUCAUGCGCAAGACUGACUCAGAUUCGAAGGGCAUGAUGGGUCGUCUCUACGACCUCAUGCUCCAGCUCACCGAGGACAUCCGCGACUUCCUCGACGAGCAUGCGGAAGGGGUCCUGACAAGCGACGAGGUGGGGGAUAUUCGGGAGAUCGUGCAGGACCGCUGGGACAACGGGCUGGCGUGCAACUUGCAUGUGAUUGGCCGCAUCCUCUACCCCACCAACCAGGAAGAGUGCAUUUUCCGCACCGACCUGGAGUGCACGAGGGUCUUCAAGCAGUACGUCUCCAAGCACCAUGGUGACAAGACGGUCACCAGGAAGGACGGGGUCGAGCGCCGCGCCUCUCUCGUCAUCCAGGAAGGCCUCAAUGCCUUCCUGAACCUCCAAGGCAGCUUCGGCAUGCCCGACGCUAUUGCCGACCGCCAGGCAGUGAAGGAGGGCAAGAUGACGGCGGUGGACUGGUGGACAUGGCACGGGACCGAUCAUCCUGAGCUCACCACCAUGGCUUGCCGCGCCAUCACGCAGCCGGUGUCUGCGUCUCCAUCACAUGGGGUGGGUGGAGCACAUGGGAUGGGGGGAGCACAUGGAGUGGGGGGAGCACAUGGGGUGGAUGGAGCACAUGGGGUGGGGGGAGCACAUGGGGUGGGUGGAGCACGUGGGGUGGGUGGAGCACACGGGGUGGGGGGAGCACACGGGGUGGGGGGAGCACACGGGGUGGGGGGAGCACACGGGGUGGGGGGAGCACAUGGGGUGGGUGGAGCACAUGGGGUGGGGGGAGCACAUGGGGUGGGGGGAGCGCAUGGGGUGGGGGGAGCACAUGGGGUGGGGGGAGCACAUGGGGUGGGGGGAGCACAUGGGGUGGGGGGAGCACAUGGGGUGGGGGGAGCACAUGGGGUGUGGAGAGCACAUGGGGUGGGGGGAGCACAUGGGGUGGGGGGAGCACAUGGGGUGGAUGGAGCACAUGGGGUGGGGGGAGGGGUGGGGGAAGCACAUGGGGUGGGGGGAGCACAUGGGGUGGGGGGAGCACAUGGGGUGGGGGGAGCACAUGGGGUGGGGGGAGCACAUGGGGUGGGGGGAGCACAUGGGGUGGGGGGAGCACAUGGGGUGGGGGGAGCACAAGGGGUGGGUGGAGCACAUGGGGUGGGGGGAGCACAUGGGGUGGGUGGAGCACAUGGGGUGGGGGGAGCACAUGGGGUGGGGGGAGCACAUGGGGUGGGGGGAGCACAUGGGGUGGGUGGAGCACAUGGGGUGGGGGGAGCACAUGGGGUGGGGGGAGCACAUGGGGUGGGGGGAGCACAUGGGCACAUGGGGUGGGUGGAGCACAUGGGGUGGGUGGAGCACAUGGGGUGGGUGGAGCACAUGGGGUGGGUGGAGCACAUGGGGUGGGUGAAGCACAUGGGGUGGGGGGAGCACAUGGGGUGGGUGGAGCACAUGGGGUGGGUGGAGCACAUGGGGUCGGUGGAGCACAUGGGGUGGGGGGAGCACAUGGGGCGGGUGGAGCACAUGGGGUGGGGGGAGCACAUGGGGUGGGGGGAGCACAUGGGUGGGGGGAGCACAUGGGGGGGAGCACAUGGGGUGGGGGGAGCACAUGGGGUGGGUGGAGCACAUGGGGUGGGUGGAGCACAUGGGGUGGGGGGAGCACAUGGGGUGGGUGGAGCACAUGGGCACAUGGGGUGGGGGGAGCACAUCGGGUGGGGGGAGCACAUGGGGUGGGUGGAGCACAUGGGGUGGGGGGGAGCACAUGGGGUGGGGGGAGCACAUGGGGUGGGGGGAGCACAUGGGGUGGAUGGAGCACAUGGGGUGGGUGGAGCACAUGGGGUGGGGGGAGCACAUGGGGUGGGUGGAGCACAUGGGGUGGGUGGAGCACAUGGGGUGGGUGGAGCACAUGGGGUGGGUGGAGCACAUGGGGUGGGUGGAGCACAUGGGGUGGGUGGAGCACAUGGGGUGGGGGGAGCACAUGGGGUGGGGGGAGCACAUGGGGUGGGGGGAGCACAUGGGGUGGGGGGAGCACAUGGGGUGGGGGGAGCACAUGGGGUGGGGGGAGCAAAUGGGGUGGGGGGAGCACAUGUGGUGGGGGGAGCACAUGGGGUGGGGGGAGCACAUGGGGUGGGGGGAGCAUGCGAGGAGUGUGACAGAGGGAAAGGGGACAGAGUGGGACUGCAUGGGAGAAGGGGAAGUGGAGUCAUAUAUUUCGAGGCACCUCCAGACUCGUCAGAGGUAGUAGGUAGGUGCCACCGCUCUGAACCGUAG